Cicer arietinum (chickpea) is the source of this 3177-nucleotide messenger RNA. RefSeq names its product alpha-amylase 3, chloroplastic-like. Gene Ontology annotation, molecular function: calcium ion binding; alpha-amylase activity. Lineage: Eukaryota; Viridiplantae; Streptophyta; Magnoliopsida; Fabales; Fabaceae. The record is from RefSeq and is a predicted model, not a curated record. Gene Ontology annotation, biological process: carbohydrate metabolic process.
UCCACACACACUAGUUGGUGGAAUCUAAGAGCGAGAGUGGUGUGUGUUUUCAUUUUCUCUUCACCAUCUCCUUCUUCCUUGCAAAAGGAACCAGCAGCACCACCACCAUAUCAUGAGCAUCUCCACCACCGUUUUCUCUGACCCACUCUUUAAACUAUGCCACUACCGAAACAGAGUAGCUUCCAUUCACCGUUUCAAGCCAAAUCAGCACACUCUCUUUUCCUCUUCAAUAUUCUCCAAUAAUAAUAACUAUGAUUCUUGUUCUUGGUCAUUCAAGCCACCCCACAAGUUUUUUCGUCCAAAGUUUGAAGCUUUUGCUGUAAAUACUGAUACCCUUGAACCCCUUCAAGCCUCUGAUGUUGUCUUCAAUCAGAUUUAUCCCAUCAACAGAGUUGAACUGGUGGAGGGAAAGGUCUUUAUAAGAUUAGAUCAAGGGAAAGAUUUGGAGAAUUUGGAGCUUACAGUUGGAUGCAGUCUACCAGGAAAAUGGAUUCUACAUUGGGGAGUUUCGCGCGUCGAUGAUAUUGGAAGUGAAUGGGAUCAGCCUCCGCGUGAAAUGAUUCCUCCCGAAUCUGUUCUUAUAAAGGACUAUGCAAUAGAGACACCAUUGAAGAAAUCAUCAUCGGAUUCUAAAGGAGAUACUUUUCAUGAAGUCAAGAUUGGUCUUAAACCAAGCGAUGAGAUUUCAGCAAUUAAUUUUGUUCUCAAGGACGAGGAAACUGGUAAUUCGUAUCACCACAAAGGAAGAGAUUUCAAGGUUCCUCUGGUCAACAAUCUUAAGGAGGGUGCUAAUUUAAUUGGACCUAAAACAGGCUUUAAUGUGUGGCCAGGGGCCUUAGGGCAGACAUCUAACACUCUCGUUGAGUCUGAAGCAACAGAGGACAAAGCUCAUGAAAACAACAGUGAAUCUGAAAAUCCAAAAGAGGGAAGUAGUCAAGUCAAAAGUUUCUAUGUAGAACUUCCUGUUACCAAGGAAGUUACUGUCAAUAACUCUAUCAGUGUCUCCAUUAAGAAAUGCUUGAAAACAGCUAAAAAUCUCUUAGAUUUAGAAACAGAUGUACCGGGAGAUAUUCUGCUUCACUGGGGAGUUUGUAGAGAUGAUUUAAGAAAGUGGGAAGCUCCACCUGCUCCUCAUCCACCGGAAACUGUCGCAUUUAAAGACAAAGCUUUGAGAACUCAAUUAAAGUCAAAAGGCAGUGGAGAGGGAAGUUCAGUACAAAUCUCUUUGGAAGAAGAAUUUUCAGGAUUUCUUUUUGUUCUUAAGCUAAAUGGAAAUUCUUGGUUAAAUUACGAAGGAAACGAUUUUUACGUCCCUCUCUCAACUUCUGGUAACUUAAUUAUCGGAAACAUAGAGGAUCAAUCAACAGUCGUACAGAGUGAAGUGACUGAAGAACCAAGUCAAGAGGAAUCCGACUCUAUAUUUACCGAUGAAAUAAUCACUGAAAUAAGGCAUUUGGUUACGGGCAUUUCAUCUGAGAAGCGUCGAAAAACAAAAUCCAAAGAAGCGCAAGAAGUCAUUCUUCAAGAGAUCGAAAGACUGGCUGCUGAAGCCUACAGUAUCUUCAGAACCUCCGUUCCAGCUUUCUCAGAGGAAACUAUUGUGGAACCCGAAGUUGUGCCUGAGGUUCCUCUAAAAAUAACUUCGGGAACAGGCACUGGGUUUGAAGUAGUAUGCCAAGGGUUUAACUGGGAAUCUCAUAAAUCUGGAAGAUGGUACAUGGAGCUUAAAGAGAAAGCUGCGGAAUUAUCGGCUCUUGGAUUCACUGUGAUUUGGUUACCACCACCUACAGAUUCUGUUUCACCCGAAGGAUACAUGCCGAGGGAUUUAUAUGAUUUAAAUUCUAGAUAUGGUAGCUUUGAUGAAUUGAAGGAUGUGGUGAAAACAUUUCAUAAAGCUGGAAUCAAAGUGCUAGGAGAUGCUGUUUUGAAUCACCGCUGUGCACAACAUCAGAAUCAUAAUGGUAUUUGGAACAUAUUUGGAGGUCGCCUCAAUUGGGACGAUCGUGCCGUUGUUGCUGAUGAUCCUCAUUUUCAGGGGAGGGGAAACAAGAGUAGCGGAGAUAAUUUCCAUGCGGCUCCAAACAUUGAUCAUUCACAGGACUUUGUGAGAAAAGAUCUUACAGAAUGGUUAUGCUGGUUAAGGGAAGAAAUUGGGUAUGAUGGGUGGAGGCUUGACUUUAUCAGAGGAUUUUGGGGUGGCUAUGUAAAGGACUACAUGGACGCUACUGAACCGUACUUUGCUGUGGGAGAGUAUUGGGAUUCCCUCAGUUAUACGUAUGGUGAAAUGGAUCAUAAUCAAGAUGCGCACAGACAGAGGAUAGUUGACUGGAUUAGUGCUGCCGGGGGUACUGCUGGUGCAUUUGAUGUUACAACCAAAGGGAUUCUUCACUCUGCGUUGGAUAGAUGUGAAUAUUGGCGCUUGUCAGAUCAGAAGGGAAAACCACCCGGCGUUCUUGGAUGGUGGCCAUCUCGUGCUGUUACUUUUAUAGAAAAUCAUGACACUGGUUCUACACAGGGUCACUGGCGAUUUCCCCACGAAAAAGAAAUGCAAGGAUACGCGUACACUCUUACUCACCCAGGAACUCCAUCUGUGUUCUUUGACCAUAUUUUCUCUCACUAUAAAACUGAAAUAGCGGCACUUAUCUCUAUAAGGAAACGGAACGGGAUCAACUGCAGGAGCACGGUUCAAAUUUCCAAGGCAGAUAGGGAUGUUUAUGCUGCUAUCAUUGACGAAAAAGUCGCUAUGAAGAUUGGUCCUGGUCAUUUUGAACCACCUAGUGGUUCCCAAAACUGGUCAUCAGCUUGGGAGGGAAGAGACUAUAUGAUUUGGGAGGCAUCAUAAUAUAUUAAUUAGUUUGUAUCUUAUACGUGUAUAUAUAUACACGUUUGUUUGUUUAUUUAUUCGGAUGACGGUGUUAGGUGCGACAAACUACAAUUUAAGCGAGUUUGCGGCACAGAAGCAUCAUUAUAAAGAAGAAGGAUGCAGAUGGUUCAUUUCAGCUAAAGUCUGGUUGAUCUGAAACUAGAUUCAAAUCAAUAAUUGAGAUUGAAUUGUUGUAUCAUUCUUACUAUGUUUAUAAUUUGUAUUGUAUUUAAAUUGCUACAAAAAUGUAUUCAACAAUUGGCACUUAUAGUAUAUAGCCAUCAACUUUUGAAGUAAUGGAUUUAUCUUAGAAA